AACGAACCGCAGCCGGAAGUUACUGUGGAAAAAUAUUAAGACUGUAGCCCCGUGCUCGCUUUUAGAGUAUUCUCUUCCGGGGCAAUUUCUUUGCGUGUCGCUGUGCCGUUUCCUUCUCGGUUCCCGUGUUCAGGGUAGCUUUACGUUCCGCGGAGGCUGACACUAUGGCUCGAAAUGCAGAAAAGGCCAUGACAGCCCUGGCGAGAUUUCGCCAAGCUCAGCUAGAAGAAGGGAAAGUUAAGGAACGAAGGCCUUUUCUUGCUUCAGAAUGUAACGAGCUGCCAAAAGCUGAGAAAUGGAGACGACAGAUUAUUGGUGAAAUUUCCAAGAAGGUGGCACAAAUUCAAAAUGCUGGCUUAGGUGAAUUCAGAAUUCGUGACUUGAAUGAUGAAAUUAACAAACUCCUAAGAGAAAAAGGGCACUGGGAAGUCCGGAUAAAGGAGCUGGGAGGACCUGAUUAUGCAAAAAUUGGUCCCAAAAUGCUUGAUCAUGAAGGAAAAGAAGUUCCAGGAAAUAGAGGGUACAAAUAUUUUGGAGCUGCUAAAGAUUUGCCUGGUGUUAGAGAACUUUUUGAGAAAGAACCUCUUCCUCCUCCCAGAAAGACACGAGCUGAACUCAUGAAGGCUAUUGAUGCAGAAUACUAUGGCUACAGAGAUGAGGAUGAUGGUGUCCUGGAGCCGUUGGAACAGGAACAUGAAAGGAAAGUUAUCACAGCAGCAGUGGAAAAAUGGAAAGCAGAGAGAGAAGCACAACUUGCAAGAGGUGAUAAAGAAGAGGAGGAAGAAGAAAUAAACAUCUAUGCAGUUGAUGAUGAUGAUGAGUCUGAUGAAGAAAGUGGAAAGGAAAAGGAAGGCGAGGAUAGUCAGCAGAAGUUUAUUGCACAUGUCCCAGUGCCAUCACAACAGGAGAUCGAGGAAGCUCUUGUCCGACGAAAGAAGAUGGAACUUCUUCAGAAGUAUGCCAGUGAAGCUCUUAUGGCUCAGAGUGAAGAGGCUAAGAGACUUCUAGGAUUGUAGUAUGUGUUGUGACACUCCUGUUUUAUACUCCAUCCUAAAGCAUCCUGGGAGCAGCUGCUUAAAGCAAUUUAGUUCUGCAGAAAUAAUGUACUCUUUACAAAUGCUUAAAACAAAGGGUGAUUAUUUCCUCUAGUGCAUUUCAUUACAAGCAUUAUACUCUGUCUGAUUCUAUGCAACUUCUUGUUUUUAGCUUCUAUGGUCAAACUCCAAGUAACUAGCUAGUUUGCUUUUGAGCUGUCCUUUUCUAGCUACUUUCCUCUUUACCUAAUUUCUGCUUUUAUGCAGCAAUUUUAAGUGUAAUAACUGCUGUUAAAUUAGGUCAGCAUUCCACUGUGCUUCUCCAGUCUCAGAAGAAUAUAAUGGCAUUUAGCAAAAGCUAUUGCCUAUUGCCUGUAAAUUUGGAACAGAAUUGGAAGGCAGUUUCUACUGCCGCUGUGUUUUUUUUUUGCUUUGACUUUGCAAUAGAACUAAAAUGCCCUGCACACCUAAUGCAGUUUUAAGUAGCAUCCUCAAAGCUCUUAAUAUGAACAUCCACUUGGUUGGAUCUCUGAAGUGCUGGAUAUUUCAGCAAGUAAUACUGUAAAUACUGUUUGACCUUUGUAAUAUCACUCAGACCUUUUCAGUAAAAAAAAUGUAGAUGUGUUGGA
Rhineura floridana is the source of this 1663-nucleotide messenger RNA. It is a transcript of the gene ISY1, whose product is annotated as ISY1 splicing factor homolog. NCBI's taxonomy places the organism in Eukaryota, Metazoa, Chordata, Lepidosauria, Squamata, Rhineuridae. The coding region runs from base 165 to 1016 and encodes 283 amino acids. Gene Ontology annotation, biological process: generation of catalytic spliceosome for second transesterification step; mRNA 3'-splice site recognition. The transcript is spliced from 11 exons. The record is from RefSeq and is a predicted model, not a curated record. Gene Ontology annotation, cellular component: catalytic step 2 spliceosome; Prp19 complex; post-spliceosomal complex.